GUAGGUCUUGUUAACCGGAUAUAUUGGCCCGCCGCAGCAGCACCUGGACGGCCACACGACGACAUCCGAUGAGUCAAUCGCCGAGCAGCUCUGGCGCCGACUUGCGGCAGCGAGGAGGAGGUUCGAUGUCCCCAGAUGCUUCCCAGUCGAACCAGAGCGGCAUGCCAUAUCCACCGACGUCCACUCUUCUUGACUCCAUCACAGAUCAGUCGACAUUACGCAGCCGGUUGAGUGGAAGUACUGCGCUACUGUCGAAGCUUCCAUCGAAACUGCAUGCCCACGGUCCCGACAGCAUUCCCUACUCGUCUCUCAGUGUGUCUGUGGACGAUCUUCACACGCCGACCCAGUCGACAUCGUCCACGACAGGGUUCGGCUCGCCAUCGUCGGUGACCGUGUCGCUGCCGGAACUGGUGACCAACCUCACGCGUCCCAUGGAGCGUCUGGCGUUUGAAGUCAAGGGUGCGCUACUUGCGACAGGUCUUGCGGCAACGUGCUAUUUAUUGAACUGGUUCAAGGUCGUGUUGGUCCCGUUCUUCCUCGCGAUCUUCCUCAUGUACCUCGUCGAUCCCCUCGUCGAGAUGAUCGACGUGUCGCCGCGGUACUUUCUGUGCGUCUGCACGUCUCGAGGGCGUCAUUCCCGCCGCAGGUCGCGCGGUUGUUCGCGCGCAUUUGCAUCUCUGUGCGCCGUGUCCGUCGUAUGCACGUUCUUCGGGCUCCUCGGGUACAUCACAGUUCUGUCGGUGCAUGCGCUCGAUGUUGGCGCGUACCAGAAGGGGUACAAUGCAUUGGUAGCAUCGAUUGAAAACAUCUCCAAGCAAGUCGGCCUCCCCAUGAACAUCACGGUCACACUGCACGAAAACGUGGACAAGGUCGCGACGCUCGUCCUGACCGAGAUGAUGGACUUGUUCUCGACGCUAUUUGUCACGAUGAUCUACCUUACCUACUUCCUGUCCACCCGCGUGCGCGCUAGCGAUGCAGGGGGCGUCUGGGCUAAGAUCGACCACGACAUUCAGAGAUUUGUUACGCUCAAGUGCUACCUCAGCCUUCUUGUGGCCCUCUUGGUCACGAUUGCGUACGUGUCGCUCAAUGUCGGUCUCGCCAUCCUCUGGGGCAUUCUGACAUUUAUCAUGAACUGGAUUCCGAACGUCGGGGCGAUGAUCGCGUCGCUCGCGCCGCUGUGCAUCAUCCUGAUCUCGCCGGAAGAGAUCAUGACUCCCAUGGACAAGUUUCUCGCACUCGUUCUCCCGGGGGUGUUUCACUUGUUUGUGGGAAACUUUGUCGAGCCCAAGAUUCUCGGGCAGAAGCUCGAGAUGUCGCCAGUGGUCGUGAUCAUCAGUUUGUCGGCGUGGGGGCUGCUCUGGAGCAUUGUGGGUAUGUUUUGGACGAGGAGCGAGGAUCGUCGGGAUGGCGGCCUCAUCGAUCGGAGGUGUUGUAGGCAUGAUGCUGUCGGUGCCGCUGACUGCAUCGUUCAAGAUCACGCUGUCGCAUUUGAAAAUGUGGCCGGAACUGGUUGCUCUCAUCGACGGCACGUACUUCAUGCGGAACCACCGCCACGACAAGAAGAAGCGGAGGGACGAAGAUGCUGACGCAAGCAUGGACCUCCAGGCCGAAGAACAGACGUACCAAGCCAAGGAGCUGCGCACAGAUAUCCAAACGACCGAUGACAGCGACCAUCACUUGAUCGCCUAAGUUAACGCACGCACACUCGCAUUCCUCCCUAUCUGUUGUGGGAGGUGAUCUCCUCGUUCACCAAGAUAUGCGUGGAUGAAGUGCAUUGCCAUGUUUCACUCAUGCUAUGGUUGGUGGCGGCCACGGUGCCCGUCGACGUGGCUGCCACGAUGGGAAAUAUGGCGUCGAUGUUCUUUACCCGUCGGGGCAGAGCGACGACGGCUCGCGGUUACAGAAUUUUCGGUAAAUUUUGAGGAUAAUUUAUGAAAAAAUUGGAGAUUUUUCGCUUG
This is a messenger RNA of Aphanomyces invadans, 1958 nucleotides long. RefSeq lists its product as hypothetical. Bases 69 to 1586 code for a protein of 505 amino acids. NCBI's taxonomy places the organism in Eukaryota, Oomycota, Saprolegniomycetes, Saprolegniales, Verrucalvaceae. The transcript has 3 exons. The record is from RefSeq and is a predicted model, not a curated record.